GUUGCUGAUAUUUUUGGCCCCCAAAAUAUGUCAGCUUCCAACUGUCCUUAUUCUCCUCCAGAAAACCUUUACUACAGGAACAGAAACGGGGGAAAAAAACAACAACAAUACAAAUAAUGUCAUGCCAGGAUAACAUGGCUGCGGGUCAUUUCCUUAUGGAUUCUUUGAUGGGAGGAUCAUCUUCCUAUAGAGGCGAAGGCUACUCCAACAGCAACCAUGGAAUGUACAUCCACCCGGCUGCAUCUGAGUAUGGAUGCUCAAUGAUGAGACAUUUUGGAGUAGUUGGAUCGAAAAAAGACGAGGUUCCUCUGAGCAGCCAAACUCUCGGCUCCUACCAAGAUGCGCCUUACCUGUCAUCCCAACUGGGCACAUGGACCUCGGCUUCCAAAACUAACAGGGACGAGCAACCUGUUGCCCAGUCCAGUUUACAACCGUGUUCGUUUCCAACCGACAACGUCAAAGAGGAGGCGUUCUGUUGUCUGUAUCAGGGUGACAGUAGCAGCAGGGCUAAUAAGGAAGCUACAGAGUCGGCUACUUACAUCCGGCUUGGGAACAAUAGUAGCAGCCAGACCGACCAAACCGCUGUCUCGGCGACGUCCGAAUGUUAUGGAGGAGAGAAACAGGUAUACCCAAGAGGGAGCAGGGGACAGCGAAAAGAGCAGGUCGGGACAGGCUUUGCUUCUUUGGACCAGGUGACGACAUCUGUUGAAUCACCCAGAGAAUCAACGGUUAAAAUGAGCAAAUCUACCCAGGAGACAGUCAGCGAGGAAAUGCGCAACGAAAAGGCAAAACAGGGAAAGAGCAUGAAAGAGGAAAGCGCAAAGACUGACAGUUGUUCUGAUAACUCCGACAGCGAAUUGAAAGAUGAUUUUACACUGGAAAAUGCUCCAGGAAACUGGUUAAAAGCCACAAGUGGACGGAAGAAGAGAUGCCCGUACACAAAGCACCAGACGCUCGAGCUGGAAAAGGAAUUUUUGUAUAACAUGUACCUGUCUCGCGAGCGCCGCCUGGAGAUCAGUAAGAGUAUCGAUCUGACCGAUAGACAAGUCAAGAUCUGGUUCCAGAACCGAAGGAUGAAACUCAAGAAACUCAAUAAGGAAUGUCGUGGACGGGAUCAUAUGGCAGUCCACAACUUCACUUAAAAUUAUUUUAUCUAUAAAACCAUUCCAUAUACACCCAAACACACACACACAUGCACAUACACAUACACACACACACACAAAGUGUGCCUUCAUACAAGGACAAUAUAUCAACGAUGCCCAAGAGUACAUUACUUUAUCAAGGAGGGACAUGGUUUCGGGUCAGCAGUUGAGUUUGCCUUUCAACACAUGAACAUUGAAUAGAGGUACCGGUUGCCCUGCCAACAUAGAACUGCUAGAACUGCCGGAAUGAAAACAGACAUUGUUUGUUUUGGAAUGUUUCCUCAUUCCGUUGCUUCAUCUUGUUGUCUUUAGUUUAGUUGCUUCUGCUAUGUAGGCCAUGAUAGGCUAUUCGCACUGUUUGCAUGCACAUUGUUGCUUGCGUCAUAUACGACCCGUUGACGAUUCCUAAAGGAAAACCGUGUCCAAUAGAAUAAAGGAGGGGAUUUGAAAUGAAAUAUAUAACAUAUAGCUUGUCCUUCCCCUUAUUAUCAUGUUAGCACUCUGAGAAAGGAAAAGACAGAGGGGAAGAGAGAGAGAGAGAGGCUGCAGAUGAGAGUGGGAAGAUCAUGGCCGUUUUAAUAGAAGAGAUUGGUUUAAAUAGUAUCCAGGUGACCACAGUAAGUCAAGGUCAUAAAAGUAUUAUGCCAGGACCGUCUCGUGGUAGAAGCAUGAGCUCGGGGGGGAUUUUAUGAUCUGCAAAUAUAAUGUGCUAGCUGGCUGCUGCAGUAAAGAUGCAUCGUUUGAACGUGUGUGGAGGAGAGGGCUAGGCUAGUCUACAGAGUGGAGAGUGUCUGCUUUGUACUGGAGUCACCAACGCGCUCGACCGGCUCCCUCUGCUAUGUAGCCUGCCGCCUACUUAUUUGACGAUACAGGGCUGUUUGUUAUCUCGUCAAGAAACGAAAAGGAUGGAUGAUAAACAACAACAACAGAAACAUCAAAGACAGCUUGAAUAAAUAAGGACCACCACGACAGAGUGUCUCCGGGGAAAUUCAAGGUAGGACACAAAUAGGUACGUAUUAUUAACUCAGCUGUGAUUUUUGAGAUGUCACGCCUGUCUGCCGGUUGGUCUGCCAGUGGAGCUUGUUUGACAGCGCUCUCGAGCAUGCGAGAUGGGAUGGGUUGUCUGAUUAAACCAAUUGAUUUGACGUUCUUCUUUUGGGAACAUUUUGAGCAUUUUGAACCAGACAUUGGUUUUGUUAUUGCUGUGUUGAUAUCGAUUAUGUAUACUUUGUCUAAAUAGUUUUCCCUUUAUUAGUUGGGCAUUUUCAGACACCAUUUGUUAUUAUUCUGCGGUUUAACAGUAAGCUAUUUCAAUGUCCUAAUUUGCUGUUGGUUCUCAAUGUUGUACACACUUAGCCUAUUUAGGAUGACAGUGACAAUGAUAUAAUACAUUCGGAUGAACGAUUCCUAUUUGUUUCAUUAUGCUGGUAAUAGCUAUGUUAUGGUUGACAGACAAUAAAAUCCUUACCUGGC
This is a messenger RNA of Oncorhynchus tshawytscha (Chinook salmon), 2615 nucleotides long. Its product is annotated as homeobox protein Hox-C10a. The transcript is spliced from 2 exons. Gene Ontology annotation, biological process: regulation of transcription by RNA polymerase II. Gene Ontology annotation, molecular function: DNA-binding transcription factor activity, RNA polymerase II-specific; RNA polymerase II cis-regulatory region sequence-specific DNA binding. The record is from RefSeq and is a predicted model, not a curated record. Bases 117 to 1142 code for a protein of 341 amino acids. Gene Ontology annotation, cellular component: nucleus. NCBI's taxonomy places the organism in Eukaryota, Metazoa, Chordata, Actinopteri, Salmoniformes, Salmonidae.